Uranotaenia lowii is the source of this 2498-nucleotide messenger RNA. Its product is annotated as mitochondrial folate transporter/carrier. Gene Ontology annotation, molecular function: folic acid transmembrane transporter activity; FAD transmembrane transporter activity. Gene Ontology annotation, biological process: nucleotide transport; mitochondrial transport; folate import into mitochondrion. The transcript is spliced from 7 exons. NCBI's taxonomy places the organism in Eukaryota, Metazoa, Arthropoda, Insecta, Diptera, Culicidae. The coding region runs from base 1092 to 2102 and encodes 336 amino acids. Gene Ontology annotation, cellular component: mitochondrial membrane; mitochondrion. The record is from RefSeq and is a predicted model, not a curated record.
AUCAGCCAGUCAGUCAGUCAUCAAUCGAUUGUGUGCGCUCCAUGUUGUCCGUUCUUGGCCGUCGUCCGACAUUCGUUUCGCCAUUUCAGCACAUCAUCAGAAGCAGCAGCAUAAAGGGAGACCACUUGCCAUCCCCAGCUAGUAGAAUAGUGCUGCAACCUUGGAAAAACAAAAUAUUGAAACGCCAUCGUGUGAACAAGUUCCGCGGAUAACCGUAUACAGUGUUGUUCCGGGAUUCUCGUGUGACGGACAAUCUCAAGUGUGUGGAUAAUAUUCUGUGCUGUUCUUUGCUUCGAGAACCACAAGAUGUGUGAACGGCCACUGGGCUUAGCUGCAGAAGGCACAUUAACUGCUUACGAAAUUGGCCACGAAAAGACUGCGUUUACGUCACGCUUUUACGCCCUUAUCAGUCGUUAAGCUGGCGGCCAUUUGAGAGUGAUGAAGAAGUGAAAAGGUGCAAUACCACCAGCCACAGGAGGCCGAAUACCAUUUGCUGACUCUUCCGGAAGGACCGCGCGUCACUUAACGUCGGGACAUUCCGAAGUGUUUGUUGUGUUUGGUGUUUCUGUACUGCUCGAGCUUUCUCGAACUGGUUCCCUUCUGUGCUGUGCAUUUUUUGCGGGCAGCUUUUCCUUCUGCUGUAAAUAAGAAAAAAAUAUUCCAAGUCUUGGAAAAUGUAUAUACCUAUAUCUUGCAACACCGAGAACGAGUUCGAAAUUUCCUUCCUCUAAGAUAAUUGCACUCACGUGCAGCAGCAGCUUGGGAAAAGUUAAUAGCAUUCGCAAGUUGCAGCCACAUUCUGCACCGCUUCGUUGAAAAUUUGCUAAUAAUAAUAGUAAUGAUUGUAAACAACCACGAGUGAAAUUCCAUCCACUCGAUGAUCCGACGGCCACCCAUACACGCUCAAUAGCAAAAAAAAACAAGAAAUCACAAAUCCGCACCCCGCUCUGAUUAUUGUCACUGGGCCCAAGUUCAGCAGAGGCAACCGAACCACACUACAUCUCACAUCGCAAGGUUGCUCUCGCUUGCUUACGAAUUCGCCUGGAGCAGCGCGAUAAGAGAAGGAAGCACCCGAGAUCCUGACCCAAGAGAUGGCAUCGGCAUUGAAGGCAGGCCACAAGGCGGCAGCCGCGGUAGUGACGGCCUCGUCCGGGGCCACUAGUCCCGGUGGCGGUACCGGCACCGGCGCCAAGUUUAACUGGAUGGCCCACGUCAAGUACGAGCAUCUGAUGGCCGGUGUGUCCGGUGGAGUUACGUCCACGAUUCUGUUGCACCCGUUGGAUUUGAUUAAGAUUCGAUUCGCAGUUAACGACGGCCGCACGACAACCGUUCCGCAGUACAGGGGCCUGACGGGCGCAUUCUUGACCAUCUUCAAGCAGGAAGGGCUCCGUGGUCUGUACAAAGGUGUCACCCCCAACAUUUGGGGCUCCGGAAGCGCCUGGGGCUUCUAUUUCCUGUUUUACAACACCAUCAAAACGUGGAUCCAGGAUGGCAAUGCAGCUCAACCUCUGGGACCGGCUCUACACAUGCUGGCGGCAGCCGAGGCCGGCAUCCUGACGCUGGUGAUGACCAAUCCCAUCUGGGUGGUUAAAACGAGGCUCUGCUUGCAGCUGGAUGCUCCCGGCCAGAAGGGAAGCUACGCAGGAAUGAUGGACGGGCUGAAGAAGAUUUACCGCGCUGAAGGAAUUCGGGGAUUGUACAGUGGUUUCGUACCUGGAAUGUUUGGGGUGUCGCAUGGAGCGCUCCAGUUUAUGACGUACGAAGAGAUGAAAAACCGAUACAAUCAACAUCGGAUGCGACCCAUCGAUGCAAAACUGACCACCGCCGAGUAUUUGACGUUCGCCGCCGUCUCGAAGCUGAUCGCCGCGGCCGCCACCUACCCGUAUCAGGUGAUACGGGCCAGGAUGCAGGACCACAACCGGACCUAUGCCGGGACCUGGGAUUGCAUCGGCCAGACCUGGAGAUACGAAUCUUGGCGUGGCUUCUAUAAGGGUCUAGGUCCAAACUUAUUGCGGGUGACUCCGGCGACCAUGAUUACGUUCGUUACGUAUGAAAAUGUGUCGCGCUAUCUGAUGGACUUACGCAAACCCCCCGCCCAUUGAGGCUGGGGCAAACCAAAAAAAAAUGGAAUAGCGUGUGUGAAGGUUUGAACGUUUGGUUUGAACUUUUUCAAGCUAGACCUAUUUUAGCAAACUAUUUGCGCACACACAUCCGCGGAAUCCGAAGGAUUCUGCUUCUACCAGUUAAUUGUUUUCCUUUAGAAACCAAACUUAGGUUUAGUACGAUUUGAUAAGCUUGGCUUAAGAACUAAGUCAUCAUCACACGGAGGUUUUCUUAUCAAAUAGUCCUCCGCAUGAGAUAGUUGUUAGCUUUAAUAAGAAGAAUUACGCUUUUGAUAAGACAAAUUCAGCAGGAACGCUCAGAGCAACCUAGUGCCAUGCUGUAUGUUCCUGGUGGUUUAGAAAUUGAUAGAAUAGAAUAGGUUGUUGAUAAUCGAA